AAUUCCGGGCCGGUUUGGGGCAGGUUUUGAGGCAAUUUCAGGCCGAUUUUGGGGCAAUUUCGGAGAUUUUUGAGGCCGGCCCCGGCUUCCCCUCACGCCAAGCCCCGCCCCCUUCGGCCUCUGAUUGGCCGGGAGCUCAGCGGCGCCUCCGGAUUGGCUGAGAGCGGGGGAGUUGGAAAGGUGUGCCACAGGUGUGCCGGGUCCCACGUGACCUGCCCCCGGCUGUGUCGCGUGUCUGCCUCACGUGUCGCCGGUGUCCUCCGGUGUGCCCGCGUGUGACCCCAGGUGUGCCCAGGUGAGCUCACCUGUCCCAGGUGUGCCGAUGGCCGCCGCCCGCCUGGGCUGGCCCCGCGUGGGCUCCUCGGUUCUGUUCCUGUGCGAUCUCCAGGAGCGGUUCCGCGACACCAUCGUCGCCUUCCCGCAGAUCGUGGCCGUGGCCGCGCGCAUGCUGCAGGGCUGCCGGAUUUUGGGGGUCCCGGCGCUGGUGACGGAGCAGCGCCCCGACGUUUUGGGGCCCACGGUGCCGGAAUUGGGGGCUCAGGACCUGCCCCGGGUCCCCAAAACCGCCUUCAGCAUGGCCGGGGCGGCGGCGCCGCUGCUGGGGGACCCCAACCUGCGGCACGUGCUGCUCUGCGGGAUCGAGGCGCAGGCCUGCGUGCUGCAAACGGCGCUGGACCUGCUGGAGCGGGGGCUGGACGUGCACGUGGUGGCCGACGCCGUGUCCUCGCGCAGCCAGGCGGAGCGGGCCCUGGCCCUGUCCCGCAUGCGCCAGGCCGGCGCCUACCUGAGCACCUGCGAGAGCGUCCUGCUGCUGCUGCUGCGCGACGCCGCCCACCCCAAGUUCAAACAGAUCCUGCCGAUGAUCAAGGACCCCCCCCCGGACACAGGGCUGAUCCUGGGGGGGCCCAUGGGGGUGCUGGGGGGGCCCUGAGAGCCCCAAAAUCGCCAAAAUUCAGCCCAAAAAUCGUCCCCGAUGUGGGGAGGGUCUGAGCCCCCAAAAUCCCCCAAAAUUUCCCCAAAAUUUCCCCCCAAAUCCCCAAAAUUCAACCCAAAAAUCGUUCCCGGUGUGGGGAGGGUCUGAGGCCCCCAAAAUUUCUCAACAUUUCCCCAAAAUCCCCAAAAAUGAACCCAAAAAUCCUCCUCGGUCUGGAGAGAAUCUGAGCACCCAAAAUUCCCCAAAUUCCCCCCAAAUCCCCCCAAAUAUCAACCCCAAAAUUGUUCCCAGUUUGGGGAGGGUCUGAGCCCCCAAAUUCCUCCCAAAUCUCCCCAAAAUGGGGUUAAUAAACGCUGCCCCUCCCCCA
Zonotrichia leucophrys gambelii is the source of this 1301-nucleotide messenger RNA. RefSeq names its product isochorismatase domain containing 2 (gene ISOC2). The transcript has 7 exons. Bases 323 to 931 code for a protein of 202 amino acids. NCBI's taxonomy places the organism in Eukaryota, Metazoa, Chordata, Aves, Passeriformes, Passerellidae. Gene Ontology annotation, cellular component: cytoplasm. The record is from RefSeq and is a predicted model, not a curated record.